Stegodyphus dumicola is the source of this 1449-nucleotide messenger RNA. RefSeq names its product L-fucose kinase-like. NCBI's taxonomy places the organism in Eukaryota, Metazoa, Arthropoda, Arachnida, Araneae, Eresidae. The record is from RefSeq and is a predicted model, not a curated record. Gene Ontology annotation, molecular function: fucokinase activity; ATP binding. Gene Ontology annotation, biological process: GDP-L-fucose salvage.
AUACAGCAGAUUCGGCGGGAAAAAGAUUAAAUUAAAGAAAUUCGGUAGCCGAAGUAACUGAAUGUAAACAUGAUAAAAAAUUGGAGUAUCAUAGUUAUUACAUGCCCAACCUUGUCGUCUGUGAGAGCAGUCGAAACAGAAGUCAAGUUCUUGAAAAGAAAAGGACGAAUAUCAGAAUUUGUUCCUGUCUUAUGCAUUGAAGAUCCUGCAAAAAAUAUUGGAAGUGGAGCAGCUACACUAAAUGCCUUGCUUGUUGCAACUGAAUUUUUAAGUGUGAAAAAUAACUAUAUGGUUAUUUCCUCUGAUGUGUUGCUUGAAGAAGAUAUAUUGAUUUUACAUAAUGGGAGAGAUUAUUUAUAUUCUUGCUGUGGAAAAGCAUUCAUCCCUCUUCCUGUGGAAUACACUAGCAAUGCUUUAAAUGGGAAACCAUCGGCAAGAGGCAUUUUGUUGAAUUUUGAAUCAGUUUUAGGACUUAUUGAUAAAUUGUCUGAAGAAAGCCCUCAUGGAGUAUGGGUUUGCAGUACAGACAUGAUGAUUCAUCAAGGAUUAGGAAAGUUUUGUGUUGAUUGGAAAAAUGUAUCUGAUGUUUUAAUGUUUACUGUACCAUCUGACUUAGAAUAUGCUACUGGUCAUGGUGUUGUGGAAGUUGAUAGUGAGGGAUAUAUUGCUGAUAUAUAUUACUGUGCCUCCCUCAGCCAAAUAAAAAAUCUUUCUCAUGGUGAUGAAAAAGUGCCUUUGGUUUCAGGGAUUGUUUUCUUCAAGACCAACGUAGCAGAAAGCUUGUUGUCACUUCAUGUGCAAGUUCCUCUUGAUAGUUGCACCUAUUUAGGCCUAGAUAGUGGAAAUGAACCUAUUCAGGUAUCUCUGUUUUUUGAUCUCUUGAUUGCUAUGUCCACAAAGAUGAGGAAAGACGACUUUGUAACUGGAAAAUGUGGGAAAACAUAUAAUGUCAAAGCUGGCUUUGCUGAAGAAAGUUCAAAAAAAAGUCUGCUUGCUAGAUCUUUAGUGUGGAAGGAACUUUCGAGAUAUAAAAUGUCCCAAAAAAUACUAAGCAAUUGUCAACAUUUGUAUUGGUCUUGCAUACCCACUGCAGAAGAUCACAUGACAAAUUUAUUUAGAGUAGCUUCUUCGAAUCAGAUCCAUUCCAUUUGCCAGAUUCAGAAUAACAAAUCAGAUAAAAACCUUCUUAUGAAUUCAUAUAUCCAGACUUUGGAGAAGGGCCAAAUAUCACCUGGUGUUGUCAUUUGUGAUUCUCACAUAGAAACAUGUUCAGUCAAUAUUGGUACAAGCUCAUAUAUUUCAGGCAUCAGUUACCUUGAACCUCUUUGUGCUUUAGUUAUACCUAAAGAUCUUGCUGUGAUAAAAGUUUUUAUGCAAAAUGAUAUUCAAUCUGAACUCUUUGUGAUAUUUGGCAUACAAGAGAAUUUAAUGGUAUGCCUAAUGUUUUGA